Messenger RNA from Caenorhabditis elegans, 1361 nucleotides. It is a transcript of the gene F58B4.5, whose product is annotated as CHK kinase-like domain-containing protein. The record is from RefSeq and is marked reviewed. The transcript has 5 exons. The coding region runs from base 48 to 1319 and encodes 423 amino acids. NCBI's taxonomy places the organism in Eukaryota, Metazoa, Nematoda, Chromadorea, Rhabditida, Rhabditidae.
UUUAAAUCAGCAUUUACAUCAUCUUUUUUCUUGAAAAGGCAGUUGUAAUGUCGUUGUAUACUGUUGCUGAUGGACUUCUUGGAACUCAUGUUACCUGGGAAGAUGUGCUGGAAGAAAUGCAAAAGGCAUUGGAUACAACUGCCACUUUUGGAGAUGACAAAACUGCCACAAAUAUCAGUGAUAUGAAGGGAUUCAUGUCCAAAAUAGCUCUGGUCGAACCAAAGUGGGUAGGGGCUUCUGAAAACGAGGAACUGCCUGAAAAGUUUGUGGUCAAGAUUUCAUCUCAACUUCCAUUCAUUGAAAUGACCAAGCUUAUGGAUUUUUCUUCCGGUGAUGAGUUUUGGGAUGAUGCAAAACUGAAAGGAAUGGGAGAAGUUACAAGAUUGCUUCAUAAUAGAGAAGUUGCCACGUACAAGAUUUUGAUGAGAGAAAAGCAUCCAAAGAUUCCAUUCACGAAGGUUUACGCAUCAAAGCCAUUUGACGACGAGAAUAAAUUGAAGGCUUAUUUGAUUUCCGAAUAUUAUCCAAAUAUUCAUCAUAUUGGAAUGCAUGAAAGUAUUCCAGCUGAAGAUCUGAUUCCAGUUAUUCAUGCAAUUGCUGCAUUUUCUGCGAUUGGUAUGAAAUUAAGUGAAGAGGAGACAAAAUAUGCUCGCGGAGCCGACUUUUUGGAUAUUGUUUUUGGACAAUUCAUGGAUGAGAAGUCAAUUGAAAGAAUGAAUGUACUGCUUAAAGCGUCAUUCCCAGAAGAGUAUUUGGAGAAAGUUGAGGAAAUGCUGAAAAUCUACAAAGACUAUUAUUUCCAACCGCAAAUGAUCAAAAAUUUCAAAAAUACAUGCCAAUUCUUUGGUUAUAAACCAGUUCUCACCCAUUCUGAUUUGUGGAGCUCAAACUUUUUGUGUACUCGAGAUGGAGAAAAAGUUACAUUGAAAGCGAUUAUUGAUUUCCAGACAGUUUCAAUCACAACUCCAGCACAAGACGUUGGCCGAUUGUUUGCAUCAUGCUUAUCAACAAAAGAUAGAAGAGAAAAGGCAGAUUUCUUGUUGGAAGAAUACUACAAUACAUUUGUAAAUGAACUUGAUGGAAUGGAUGUUCCAUAUACAUUCCAACAACUUAAAGAUAGUUAUCAAGUUUACUUCCCACUAAUGACUACAAUGGUUCUUCCUGGAAUUGCACCAAUGCUCCAACAUUCAAAUGUAACUGAAGAAUACAAAGACUCUAUGAAACAAGUGGCACUAGACAAAAUGAUUGGACUUCUUGAAGAUGUUAUCACAACUCACGAGAGCAAUAUUAAAAACUUCCCAAAAUAUUUUGAAUUCUAAGUUCAGCAAUAAACAAACUGUUUUAAUAAAAGUUUUAUUUGU